Aspergillus tanneri is the source of this 2685-nucleotide messenger RNA. RefSeq lists its product as uncharacterized. Gene Ontology annotation, molecular function: succinate-semialdehyde dehydrogenase (NAD+) activity; protein binding. Bases 1 to 2685 code for a protein of 894 amino acids. Lineage: Eukaryota; Fungi; Ascomycota; Eurotiomycetes; Eurotiales; Aspergillaceae. The record is from RefSeq and is a predicted model, not a curated record. The transcript has 12 exons. Gene Ontology annotation, biological process: GABA catabolic process.
AUGGAUCACACUGUACCCGAGCUGAAAGAUAAAUCAUUAUUUAUCGGCAAAUGUUAUAUUGAUGGCCAAUGGGUUGACGCCCAGUCCGGCAAGACUUUCCAGGUCUUUGAUCCCGCCACUCAAAAACUGAUUGGAACCUGUCCAGAGUCCAGCUCCGUCGAUACAGAGAUAGCUAUAAAUGCGGCAGCAAACGCCUUCGAAUACUUUCGUAAGACGCCGGUUCGAGAAAGAUCUCGGAUGCUGCGAUGCUGGUUCGAGCUUAUCUUGCAGAACCAAGACGACAUAGCUACUUUGAUCACCUGGGAGAAUGGCAAAGCAUAUGCAGAAGCCAAGGGUGAAGUCAACUACGCAGCCGCCUUUAUCGAGUGGUUUAGUGAAGAAGCCCCUAGAUUGUAUGCCGACAGCAUCCCUGUUUCUGUCCAUGGUAACCGUGUUGUUACUAUCAAGGAGCCAGUUGGUGUCUGUGGCCUAAUCACGCCUUGGAACUUUACAGCUGCGAUGAUAACUCGCAAAAUCGGACCGGCACUAGCUGCAGGAUGCACAGUUGUCGCAAAAAGUCCUGGGGAAACACCAUUUACCGCCAAUGCCCUUGCUGAGCUAGCACACCGCGCAGGUAUCCCUCGCGGAGUAAUCAAUAUUCUCACAGCGCAGGAAAAUGCGGUGAAUGUCGGCCACAAACUUACAACCCAUCCUAAGAUUCGAAAAGUGUCUUUCACGGGGUCCACACGUGUAGGCAAGCUUCUCAUGAACCAAGCCUCGUCUACGUUGAAACGAGUAUCCUGGGAAUUGGGAGGGAAUGCACCUUUUAUAGUAUUUGACGAUGUAGAAGAUUUGGACACUGCCGUCACAGGGCUAAUCCAGUCAAAGUUUCGGGGAACCGGACAGACAUGUGUUUGUGCCAAUCGCAUUUAUGUUCAUCGCUCACACUAUGACGUGUAUGCUGAGAAGCUUGCAACUGCCAUCAACAAAUUCCAGGUGGGACCUGGCUUCGCGCCUGGCGUCACCCACGGGCCACUCAUCCACCAAGCCGCUGCUGAUAAAGUAGUAGCGCAUAUCGAAGACGCCAAGUCCAAAGGGGCGCGGGUCCUGGUGGGUGGUGAACGCAUGAAUCAUCUAGGAGUGAAUUUCAUCCAGCCGACGAUUUUGACAGGUAUGACCCAUGAGAUGCGAGUCGCAUCCGAAGAGACUUUUGGUCCUGUGGCUGCACUGUUUGCGUUUGACUCGGAGGACGAGGUUAUCCAGCUUGCAAACCGCUGCGAGGUUGGAUUAGCAGCCUAUAUUUAUAGUCGCAACAUCCGACGCGUCUUUCGCGUGGCUGAAGCGUUAGAAGUGGGUAUGGUAGGUGUUAACACUGGCAUCAUUAGUGAUGUUGCUUCUCCGUUCGGCGGAGUCAAGGAAAGCGGGUUUGGUCGGGAGGGGAGCAAAUAUGGCAUUGACGAGUUUAUUCAUGUGAAGAGUAUUACCAUUGGAGAUGUUGAUGGUACAGCAGAUCCCGAAAAGAAGAAGUAUUUCAAAAUCCAGGCAAAUCACAAAGCCGCGCCCGGAGCGCAGUACUCCAAGGAUGCCGUCAAGCGGAAGCGUGUGGACCAUGAGAGGCGCCAAAAGAAGGUUCACCUGACGAAGAAAAUAGCCAGGGAGAAGAUCAAAAAAGCAACUUCUCUGGAAAAUCCCCUCUUUAGUAUCAUGAGGGACGUCGAAGCCUGUAAUGUUUCAAAUAGUGCUCGACAGGAGCAACGAGGCUUGCUGUAUGCGAGUCAGCUCCGUCGGAACCAGUUACAUCAAUUUGAGCCUUGGCCAGAUGAAUAUUCAAUUAGGCACGUUUUGCGCAAUAAGCGCUCUGGAAUCUUGGUUGCGAGCGGCCAUCGUGGUGGGGAAUCGUCAGUUUCUGUAUGCUUUCCCGAUUGUGACCAGGACGAUUGGACGUAUAACCGCACAAUGGAACGUGUGCUCUUUAAAGAGCCGUACAGGCUUUCGUCUAUUUCAUUAAGUCAUACCGGGUACCUAUUAGCAACUAUGGAUAGCGGGCCAAAUGGAGAGUCGUUCCUGGCACCCCGAAUGUUACCCGAUCCGGAUGAAUGUGGAGAUUAUCGAUGGCCGCCAUCUUUCUCACAUCCCAUCCGCAUCCGCACAGCGACCUCACUCUGGUGUUCUGCAGCAUGUCCAGAGGGAACCAAACCCGUCUUCGCCAUCGGAACAUCCGACGGUUUGCACACGCUUGAAGGCUACGGGAGUAAUUGGGCCCUAUCAAAGAAGCCAUUCGCCAAUGAUCGAUUCACGGGGAAACCAAUUCUCCACCGACGAGUAGACUCCUCCCACGCCCUAGUCACCAGUGUCGAAUGGCUAUCUUGCGAUGUAAUCGCCGCAGGUCUCCAAGACUCCGCAAUAUUUCUUCAUGACCUUCGAAGCGGAGGAACCGCAACUCGACUACAACAUACUCAUUCCAUUUCUAAGCUCAGAAAGGUUGAUCAGUAUCGCAUUGUCGUUGGAGGGCUGAAUUCGCUCAAAAUGUACGAUAUUCGCUUCCCCCCGAACGGUCUCCAACGCAACCCAAACCCCAAUAACAAGCACCAUACGUCGACGAAGCCUUACCUCACCUUUCCAGACUAUACCCCCGGCUUCAUACCUGACUUUGACCUCAGUUCUGAACUAGGACUUCUUGCAAGCGGUUGGUUUGAUCCCUCUUGA